Molecule: messenger RNA, 1494 nt
Organism: Penicillium verhagenii
Lineage: Eukaryota; Fungi; Ascomycota; Eurotiomycetes; Eurotiales; Aspergillaceae
Gene: dbp3
Product: RNA-dependent ATPase DBP3
Exons: 2
Coding region: 1-1494 (497 amino acids)
Biological process (GO): rRNA processing
Cellular component (GO): nucleolus
Molecular function (GO): ATP binding; RNA binding; RNA helicase activity
Source: RefSeq, a predicted model, not a curated record
AUGGGAAAACGCAGCCACGAGUCAACGGAGCUGCAGCCGAAGAAAAAAUCCAAGGCGGAUAAGCAAUCCAAGGAGAAAAAGGCUGUCGAGGAGACCGGAACUUCGGAUUCCAGCAACACAAGCUAUACUCAAGCUUCCGCUCUCAGUGAUCUUCCACAGUCGCAGAUUGAUCAGUACCUCCAGGACAACAUCAUUAAGACCACCGAUGCCUCUGCCGACGGCCCUAGCCUUCGCCCCAUACUUCAAUUUGAAUAUCUCCCUCCCUGUGAAGGCGAGCUGUACAAAUCAUUGAAGUCAUUCUCUGCCCCGACUUCUAUUCAGGCCGCUACCUGGCCAUUGUUGUUUUCCAACCGUGAUGUGAUUGGUAUUGCAGAAACCGGCAGUGGCAAGACUUUGGCAUUUGGCCUGCCCUGCCUUAAAAAAAUGAUCGACUCCAAACGCAGCAAGAAGCCAUGCCAUCCCACCGCAGUUAUCAUUUCCCCCACGCGCGAGCUCGCGAUGCAGAUUCAUGAUCAGCUUGUCAAAUUUGCCGCGGUGGCGAAGGUUGGUGUAACGUGUAUUUUUGGAGGUGUGGGAAAGGAUGAGCAACGUGAAGCCCUGAAGACGGCUGCCAUUGUGGUUGCCACACCCGGUCGUUUAAAGGAUCUACAGAAUGAUGGAUCCGUUAACCUUGGGAAAGUCAAGUAUCUUGUUUUGGAUGAGGCUGAUCGCAUGCUGGAUAAAGGAUUUGAGCAAGAUAUCAAGGAAAUUAUCCAACCCAUGCCAGUCUCCAGAAGGCAAACAGUUAUGUUCACGGCAACCUGGCCGCGAUCGGUCCGCGAUUUGGCUGCUACUUUUAUGAGCUCUCCCGUCACUGUGACUAUCGGUGGCGAUCCUUCCGCUGACCCCCGUGCGAACACGAGGAUCAAGCAGGUUGUUGAGGUUCUAGACGGGCGGGAUAAGGAGAACCGACUCAUUCAACUCCUCGCUCGCUCUCAGAGAGGAUCCUCGAACCCCGAGAAGGUUCUGGUAUUUUGCCUUUACAAGAAAGAAGCAAUGCGGGUUGAAAGACUCAUCAGCUCCAAGGGCUUCAAGGUUGCCGGUAUCCAUGGUGAUCUGAACCAGUCUGAUCGUUUCCGAAACCUAGAGGCCUUCAAAAGUGGCACUGCUACUGUUUUGGUUGCAACCGAUGUCGCAGCGCGAGGUCUGGAUAUCCCUGCCGUGAAGUUGGUGAUCAACGUCACAUUCCCCCUCACCGUAGAAGACUACGUACACCGUAUUGGGCGAACUGGGCGAGCCGGUGCUGAGGGUCAUGCCAUCACCAUGUUUACUGAACAGGACAAGGCUCUUUCGGGCGGAUUGAUCAAUGUGCUCAAAGCUGCCAAGCAAGAAGUCCCAGAGUCAUUGUUGAAAUUCGGCACUACUGUCAAGAAGAAGCAGCAUGGUGCAUAUGGCGCAUUCUUCAAGGAUGUUGACACCGAUCAAAAGGCGACCAAGAUUACAUUUGACGAUUGA